Aphis gossypii (cotton aphid) is the source of this 1757-nucleotide messenger RNA. RefSeq lists its product as uncharacterized. Bases 430 to 693 code for a protein of 87 amino acids. Lineage: Eukaryota; Metazoa; Arthropoda; Insecta; Hemiptera; Aphididae. The transcript has 6 exons. The record is from RefSeq and is a predicted model, not a curated record.
ACCGAGCGCUCGGCGUCGCCCUCCCGCUCGUCGCGAGUGCCGAGCUACACUCCGGCGGGCAGAGGCCGACAGUCGUAGACGGCAAGUCCACAAGCGUUGUCGUCGGGCGGGCGGUUGCUGUGCGGCGUACGAGAACGAAAACUACGACGACGACGACAAUAAUAAUAAUAAUAAUAUCUCCAGCAGAUCGAUAAAAGUCUUCUCGUCUUCAUUUCGUUUACGGUAAUUUGUCGGCGGAAACGAUACCUACACCGUCGUGAUUACGUACACUGCCGCCGUAGUCGAGAUACAUAAUUCGGAAAAAUUAUCAGCUAUAUUAUACCACACCAUACAUAAGAGGAUAUUUUAAAAGUUCUUAUCAGUGAUUCUUCAACUAUACGUUAUGUUUUUUAUUUAAUCUUCAAAUAUUUUUACAAAAUUAUAAUUAACAUGCAAGAACCUCCUACUGAUUGGCUUAUGAUCAUCGCAAUAUGCUUUAUAACUAGUUGUGUAUUAAUUGCAUUACUAUGUCUUGUUUGUUGUUUUUGGUCUAAAUGCUUACUAUUCAACUGUUGUCGACCAAAUUAUAACAACACUUUUAUAAUAUCCUAUGACAAACCGGAAGAAGCAUUGAAUUUACCACCAGAAGACACAAAUAACAGUACUUGUUACUCGCCCGUACGAAUGAAGAAAAUAAAAACAUAUGAUUAUUAAAUUUUAGUGAAUUUUAAGCAGUAAGAUAAUAAUGCUUGUGUUGUUUACUUAUGACUACAAAAAAUUUGCCAAAAUGCAACGAAUGUUCCUGAUCUCAGUAUUACAUACACAAUAUACAAAUCAUACAAAUAUUAAAACAAGAUUCAGAAGCCAACUAGGAUAUUUCAUUGAAACAAAAACAAAUUCAAAAACAAAAAAUAUUAUAGCAAUCGAAUUAAUGCCUUGAUCGACUAUGAAGAUCUCAAUAAUCUUAUUAUAUAAAAUAAUAUAUAAUAUUAUGUUUGAUUAGGUAUAUUCUAUUACAUUAGGAUGGUAUCUACGUCCUACCUAUUUAUCAAUAGUUAUAUUAUAAAAUACGCCAAUGCAUGAUAGAACGCCUUUAAAGAUUAAAAGGUAGAAAUUAUUAGAGAAAGUUGAAGAAUAAUAUUAUUAAUCAUAUAAUGUGAUGAUAAUAUUUUUCAAUUACCUAUAGGUAACAAUGUACCAUUGUAAAAUAGAAUCUGUUGUUAUGCCUGAAUACUGACUUAAAAAUGUCUUUGUGGUCAAUUAAAUUGGUAUGUUUGUCUAAUUUUUUUUUUAUAUCUAUUAAUUAACAUUCGUUAGUUAGUGCUAUAUUUAGUUUAAUUACAUAAAGUAAUAUUUCAAUUUUUAUUUUUAGAUAGUUAUGUUUAGAACAAAUUCCAUGUGAUAAUUAUUAAAUUAAUAUUUACUUACCUAUUAAUUUAAUAAUAAAAAUAUGUUAUCAUAUAAAAUUUUGUAUUCUCCAACAUUAAUCAAUGCUAUUUUUUUAAAUUUAUAAUAUCAUUUAUUUUAUAUACUUCCUAAAUAAUUGUAUCCAAAUCUAUAUUGAAUAAGUGGCACAUAUAAUUAAUAAAUAUAAUACCUCAGGAAUUUUCCCAAAGGGUACCUACAUGGCUACAUAUUUAUAAUAUUUAUUUCUAUAUGUAACCGUGCUUUACUUUUAAUGAUUUUGCUUGUGUUCAAAAAAAAAAAAUUCAUAUCUUAAAAAAAUAAAUUGUUUAAACAAAUUUAAUGUUUUACAAUAAACGCGUGAUAUACUAAGA